This is a messenger RNA of Pygocentrus nattereri (red-bellied piranha), 875 nucleotides long. RefSeq names its product LYR motif containing 7 (gene lyrm7). Lineage: Eukaryota; Metazoa; Chordata; Actinopteri; Characiformes; Serrasalmidae. The transcript is spliced from 5 exons. The coding region runs from base 354 to 614 and encodes 86 amino acids. The record is from RefSeq and is a predicted model, not a curated record. Gene Ontology annotation, biological process: mitochondrial respiratory chain complex III assembly.
AGAGGAGAAGGCCUCUGAAACGUGUGGAUUUACUGAUAGUAUUAAGAUGCGACAGCUAAGCUAAACAGGGCUCUAAACAGGCUGUUUCGGAACAGCAAUUCGAGAAGGCCUGUUAUAUGUGGAGUCAGACGUCACUGAUGUUGUGCUCUGCAUUUAAGCUAAAGUGGGGUGUAACGUUAGUGCCAGCACAGUGGCGUAGCGGAAGCGUGCUGGGCCCCUUACUCAGAGGUUGUUGUAUUCAGACCCUUUUCUUCUAGAAAUCUGUGUUGUGUCUACGAUUUGAGGAAGCUUAAGCUCUGAGCCUCAAUUCUUCAAAUGUCCUUCGGACAUUUAAAGCUCUACAUCGAACGCGGAUGACUGUGUUUAAAGAUGAUGACAGAGCUUUGACAGCUGCCAGAUUAAAGAUAAACGAAGAAUUUAAGAAAAACAAGAAUGAAAUAUCAGAGGAAAAUAUACAAGAGAUGAUAAAGAUGGGCAGAGCUGUUGAGACAAUCUUACGUGAAAAUGUUGUGCAAGCAGAGCAUGUUGGAGAAAAUAAACUUUUGCUGCGGCCUCGGGAGAGUCUGCUGUUAGAAAAUGUACCUUAUUGUGACUCGCCUCGGAAAAAAGCAUGACACUGGAUUAACAGGCAAACUCUCACAAAUGGAGCUCUUCAUACAUCAACAAAUCAGUUUUAAGGAUGUCCUGUAUGUGAGCAGGUUCUCUUUACAUUAACAUUACAAAAACAUUAGGAUAAACUAGUAUGUGUUUAAAAAAAGAAAAGAAGCAAUAUGCAUAAACUCAUGCUCUGAAAGUGCUUAGCAGUUGAUUUUAGUUCUGCUCUGUUGUGUAUUUGUAAAUAUUUUCUUAUUUGCACAAUAAAUUGUAAGCCAAGU